Messenger RNA from Pecten maximus, 939 nucleotides. Its product is annotated as DNA-directed RNA polymerases I and III subunit RPAC2-like. Gene Ontology annotation, molecular function: protein dimerization activity; DNA binding; DNA-directed RNA polymerase activity. NCBI's taxonomy places the organism in Eukaryota, Metazoa, Mollusca, Bivalvia, Pectinida, Pectinidae. Bases 25 to 414 code for a protein of 129 amino acids. The transcript has 5 exons. The record is from RefSeq and is a predicted model, not a curated record. Gene Ontology annotation, biological process: DNA-templated transcription. Gene Ontology annotation, cellular component: RNA polymerase I complex; RNA polymerase III complex.
CAACGUUAUAACCGGAAGUUGCACAUGGUUAAAAUUAAAGCCUCUAAUUCUGUCUUACUGAAAAUGGAGAAAAAACAUCUGCUGGAAGUGAUAGAAACUGAUAAUGAAGAUGAAACCUGCAGAACUUUUGUGUUACAUGGUGAAGAUCACACACUGGGGAACUCUCUGAGAUACAUCAUCAUGAAAAACCCUGAAGUCCAGUUCUGUGGUUAUAGUAUACCUCAUCCAUCAGAAAACAAAAUCAACUUCCGCAUCCAGACAAACGGUGCAAAUGCUACAGACAUUCUGAAGAAAGGACUGACUGAUUUAUACCAUGCCUGCGACCAUGUACUGAAAACAUUUGAGACUGGCAUCAAUAACUACAAAAAGCGAAGAUUUCCACCUGAUUACGAAAUGGCAUCUGCUGACACCUGACUUGUAUUGUGGUAUUUCAUAUGAUGACUAUGAUAUCUUGAUUGUAAAACAUUACCAUCAUGAUGCUGUGAUAGACCUGGACAACCUCAGUGAGAUACGGUCAGCCAGUCUGUACUGAAGGAUUUUAUAGACCAUGGAAGCAUGUACACUAUUACAAGCAACAGAGAACAUUUCAAUCUUUAAAUUGACCCUGCACAUAUCAAUUUCAAGUCAUUGGAUCAAUUACAAUUAUUGUGCUUUCAGUUGAAAUGACUAGAUCUGAAGCUUAAAAAAGAACCAGCUUACCUCAUUGUGACUACAUGUACAAUGCAUUUCAAUAUAUCAGAAUUACAUGUUAGGACUCAUGUGGAAGAAAUGAUACAGGAUGCUCUAUUCUGUGGAAUUUUAAAUGUUAAAAAAGUGUUAAGAUUUAUCUGUUUUUAUCUGCAGAUGUUAUGGAGUAUAAAUAUUAUAUUUGUUGAUUUUCAAAUGAUUUAGUCAACAUGACUCAUUAUUGUAAAUAAAACAAUAUUUGUGCCGUAAAAA